CUCACACCAGUGAAGUUGGGAACAGGAUCUUAAGAACAGCCUUGCAAGUAGUGGCAACAUACGGGCCUUGGAGUUUUUAUUUUUUUCCGCCCUUUAAAGGUGCUUUUGUGUUUUCUCUGUCGGUGGAAGCGCUGCCCUUUCUGGAGUUGGUAUGUGAUAAGAGGUCCUAGCAGUGCCAUGUAUUGGAAGAGCGAUCAGAUGUUUGUGUGUAAACUGGAAGACAAGGACGUCCCUGCGCUUGGUAUUUCCACUGAGAAGUUCCCGGGGCUCAUGGCCGAGGAGUGCAGGAGAGCGGCGGCCCUGGCUGGGGGAAGGCGGCGGAAAGGCGCCGGGGAAGGGGAGCUGGUGAGCCCCGAGGCAGCAGGGGACGAGGACUCCUGCUCUUCCUCUGCCCCGCUGUCCCCCUCCUCCUCGCCCCGGUCCAUGGCCUCGGCCUCCGGCUGCGCCCCCAGCAAGUGUCUGUGCAGCAGCUGCGGCCUGGAGAUCGUGGACAAGUACCUGCUCAAGGUAAAUGAUCUCUGCUGGCAUGUACGCUGUCUCUCAUGCAGUGUUUGCAGAACCUCUCUAGGAAGGCAUACCAGCUGCUACAUCAAAGAUAAAGAUAUUUUCUGCAAACUUGAUUAUUUCAGGCGGUAUGGAACCCGUUGUUCUCGUUGUGGUAGGCACAUCCAUUCUACUGACUGGGUCCGAAGGGCUAAGGGAAAUGUGUAUCACCUAGCAUGUUUUGCCUGCUUCUCCUGCAAAAGACAGCUUUCCACUGGAGAGGAAUUUGCUUUGGUUGAAGAGAAAGUCCUUUGUAGAGUACAUUAUGAUUGUAUGUUGGACAAUCUAAAAAGAGAAGUUGAAAAUGGGAAUGGGAUUAGUGUGGAAGGAGCAUUACUAACAGAACAAGAUGUUAAUCAUCCGAAACCAGCAAAAAGAGCUCGGACCAGCUUCACAGCAGAUCAACUCCAGGUUAUGCAAGCACAGUUUGCUCAAGACAACAAUCCAGAUGCACAAACGCUCCAAAAACUGGCAGAAAGAACAGGCUUGAGCAGGCGUGUGAUACAGGUGUGGUUUCAAAACUGUAGAGCACGCCAUAAGAAACAUGUUAGUCCUAAUCAUUCAUCGACUGCUCCUGUCACAGCAGUUCAGCCCUCUAGGCUGUCUCCACCAAUGUUAGAAGAAAUGGCAUACUCAGCAUAUGUACCCCAAGAUGGGACAAUGUUAACUGCUCUACAUAGUUAUAUGGAUGCUCAUUCACCUACAGCACUUGGACUCCAGCCCUUGCUACCCCAUUCAAUGACACAACUGCCAAUAAGUCACACCUAAUUCCUUUCUUUCAGGGAUAAAAGCUAGUAAGGAUGUACUCUCUUAAGAGUCAUUUAUUGUGUAUUAAAAUAUCAUUGAAAAGAUAUUAAUGUAAAUUUUUUAUUUAACAUCCAAAGCAUUUUCAAGACCAUUUUGCUGCCCAAGUACGUAAGUAUAGUUGGCCUGCAAGACACUUUUAUGGAUUCUGCAUAAAUAACUAUGUUGUUUACAAGGCUUAUUAAACACCUUUUUUGUAUUGUCUGGAAGUAGUCCACUCUAGUUAUGUAUUUGUUAAUUUAUUCAUCAUCAAGAGCACUUUGCCUAAAAGAAAGGACUGAUAAUUGUGCAAAAUGUUUACAAUUCUUUGUGAAAUUGUAGUUUAUCAUUAGUUUGUAUCUGUAAGUUAUUGUUAUAAAAAGUAUUACCUGUAUUUGAGUUAUAUACAGCCUAUACUUUAAAGCUUAUGUCUGUGAGUUGGCAAAAUAAACUUCAUUUGCAAAUA
This is a messenger RNA of Malaclemys terrapin pileata, 1792 nucleotides long. It is a transcript of the gene LHX8, whose product is annotated as LIM homeobox 8. Gene Ontology annotation, cellular component: nucleus. The transcript has 9 exons. NCBI's taxonomy places the organism in Eukaryota, Metazoa, Chordata, Testudines, Emydidae. Gene Ontology annotation, biological process: neuron differentiation; forebrain neuron development; regulation of transcription by RNA polymerase II. The record is from RefSeq and is a predicted model, not a curated record. The coding region runs from base 178 to 1311 and encodes 377 amino acids. Gene Ontology annotation, molecular function: DNA-binding transcription factor activity, RNA polymerase II-specific; RNA polymerase II transcription regulatory region sequence-specific DNA binding.